AUGGCUCAGGUCGGCGGAUACAUCGACCCCAAGUUCCAGGGCGUCCGUGAUGCCUUUGAGAAGCACAUCAAGUCUGCCGAAGAGAAUGGCGCCUCUUUGUCCGUCAACCUCGACGGCCAGGACGUUGUCAGCAUAUAUGGAGGUUACGCAGACGCCGCCCGUACUCAGCCAUGGAAGGAGAACACCAUUGUCAACAUGUUCUCCUGCACCAAGAUCGUCUCGGCUCUUGCCAUGCUGAAGCUCGUGGACCAGGGCCGAGUCUCGGUCAACGACAAGGUCGCCAAGUACUGGCCCGAGUUUGCCGCCAAUGGCAAGGAGAACAUUGAGAUUCGACACAUUCUUUCACACAGCUCUGGAGUCGCCGGCUGGGAAACGCCUCUGACCAUGGAGGGACUCGUCGACCUCAAGCAGAGGACGGAGGAACUGGCAAAGCAAGCACCCUUCUGGGAGCCUGGUACGAUGUCGGCAUACCACUGCUGGGUAUACGGCCACUUGAUCGGCGAGGUUGUCCGCCGUGUCACUGGCUCGAGCCUCACAGAGUUUGUAGCCAAGGAGCUGGCCGAGCCCUUUGGUGCAGACAUCCAGAUUGGCUGCAAGGAGGAGGACUGGGGCCGAACCGCCGAGUUGACCCCGCCGCCGGCCCUCAACGUUGGCCCCAUGCCCCCGGACGCGAUGCCCGUCAAGAUCCUCAACCCCUACCCCGACGCCCUCUUUGCCAACUCCCCGGCCUGGAGACGUGCCGAGAUUGGUGCCGCCAACGGUCACGGAAACGCCCAGGGCUGCGCCCGCUUGUUCUCCAACGUGACGCUGGCCGGAAACGGCGGCAAGCUCCUAUCCAAGAGUACCGUCGACACCAUCUUCCAGGAGCAGACCCGCGGCGCCGAUGGCUUCAACGGCCUCAACAUCCGCUGGGGUAUUGGACUGGGACUGCGCGGCGACGGCGAGACAUCGCUCGAUGAGUUCCUGCCGCCGGGCCGCGUCUGCUUCUGGGGAGGCUGGGGUGGAUCGCUCUGCGUCAUGGACCUUGACCGCAAGAUCACCAUCUGCUACGUGAUGAACAAGAUGCGCCUCGAGGCUCCCGUAACGCCGCUUGUCAAGGAGUACAUCAAGGCGGCCUACAAGAGCAUUGGUGUCGAGUGGUAG
Messenger RNA from Pestalotiopsis fici W106-1, 1143 nucleotides. RefSeq lists its product as uncharacterized. The transcript has a single exon. Bases 1 to 1143 code for a protein of 380 amino acids. The record is from RefSeq and is a predicted model, not a curated record. NCBI's taxonomy places the organism in Eukaryota, Fungi, Ascomycota, Sordariomycetes, Amphisphaeriales, Sporocadaceae.